AUGUCAUGGGAGGUGUCAUGCUGUCCACAACGAUUCUUUGUGUUUCCUUUGUUACUGCACUGCAGUGAGGAAUCUGUGUCAUCCGAAAGUUUUGAAACUUCUGUCAAUGAGUUGAUCCGAAGAGGAUAUGUGCGUAAAUUUGAACAACGAGUCCAAAUUCAAAUGAACAGUGUUUAUCUCCCUGACCAUGGACCAUCCUUUGCAAGAACCUUGCUGAGCGGAGGCUGCUGA
Molecule: messenger RNA, 231 nt
Organism: Cylicocyclus nassatus
Lineage: Eukaryota; Metazoa; Nematoda; Chromadorea; Rhabditida; Strongylidae
Source: the annotation of a GenBank genome assembly